GCUCCGCUACGGCUAGUGUGUUUUUGACAUCGGGGAACGUAGUCGUGAACUUCGGAGCGGAUUAAAUAUUUUAUUUAUAGUUUUCAAUAUAAUAAAGCGGCGUGACGUCGGUGGACACCUGCACCGCAUCCGGAUAAGACAAAUAUGAGCAUCGCCGCCCUGAUCCGAGCCGCAGAGUACAUCGAGCGGCGGGACAGAGAGGCGGAGCACGGGUACGCGUCGAGUCUGCCGGCGGGCGACGAGGCGCGCGGCCGCCGGCACAAGACGAAGAAGUCGCAAGGCAGCAGGACGACUCAUAACGAGUUGGAAAAGAACAGACGGGCGCACCUGAGGAGCUGCCUGGAGCGGCUGAAGGGCAUGGUACCGCUGGAGCCCGAGGCGGCGCGCCACACUACGCUCGGCCUCCUCACCAAAGCCAAAAGGUUUAUAAAGAGCCUGGAGGAGCGGGAGAAGCGGCACUCGAGCCACAAGGAGCAGCUGGCGCGCGAGCAGCGCUUCCUGCGGCGGCGGCUGGCGCAGCUCCGCGCGGUGGCCCGGCGAGCGCGUUGCUCGCCCUUCGCCAGUGCCAGUGCCAGUGCGCUUGUGCCGCUGCUCGCAGUCGCCAGUGCCAGUGCCAGUGCGCUUGUGCCGCUGCUCGCAGUCGCCAGUGCCAGUGCGCUUGUGCCGCUGCUCGCAGUCGCCAGUGCCAGUGCCAGUGCGCUAGUGCCGCUGCUCGCAGUCGCCAGUGCCAGUGCGCUUGUGCCGCUGCUCGCAGGCGCCGGGUGGCGCACAUAG
Papilio xuthus (Asian swallowtail) is the source of this 774-nucleotide messenger RNA. RefSeq names its product max dimerization protein 1. Gene Ontology annotation, molecular function: protein dimerization activity; RNA polymerase II cis-regulatory region sequence-specific DNA binding; DNA-binding transcription factor activity, RNA polymerase II-specific. Bases 145 to 774 code for a protein of 209 amino acids. Gene Ontology annotation, biological process: regulation of transcription by RNA polymerase II. The record is from RefSeq and is a predicted model, not a curated record. Lineage: Eukaryota; Metazoa; Arthropoda; Insecta; Lepidoptera; Papilionidae. The transcript has 6 exons.